CUUCCCCACCUUCUCUCUCACUCUACACCACUCUCUCUCUCUCUCUCGAAGUGUGGAAAUGGAUAAAACCGUCGGAGAAUUUUGGAAACCGGAUUUGGUUUUCCGGCCGCCGGAGACGCCGGUGGACCCCAUGGAGUUCCUGUCGCGGACGUGGAGCGCGUCCGCACUGGAAGUCUCUCGAGCCGUCGCGUCGCCGAAGAUGCGUGUCGCCGACGUCCGGAAGAGGGACGACAUCACACUGGUGCCGGAGGAUGACGUGACGGAGGCGCGCGGGGAAAACAACUGCGUCGUUUCGGGAAACCAGUUCUCGUUCGUUUCAUCCGAGACUUCUCAGAUGGUCAUGGAUCGUAUCAUGUCUCAGUCCCCGGAGAUAACAUCGCCAAGGACGUCAGGCAGGCUUUCGCAUAGCUGUGGUUCUUUCUCCGACAGCCCUCCCGUUUCUCCCUCCGACAUCGACGACUUCAAGCAGUUCUACCGCGUAACCCCCUCCACCAACACCCACUUACGCCAUUCACCCUCCGCCGCCGCCGUCUGCGUGGGCGGCAGCGGAGGUGGAGGUUCCAAAACCGUCGGACGAUGGCUGAAGGAUCGGAAGGAGAAGAAAAGGGAGGAAGCCCGGACCCAUAACGCACAGCUCCACGCAGCCGUGUCCGUCGCAGGAGUUGCGGCGGCGGUGGCGGCACUCGCGGCUGCCACCGCGGCUCAGUCGAGCUCUGGCAAGGACGAGGAGGUUGGGAGGACAAAGCUCGCCAUAGCCUCCGCGGCCACGCUGGUGGCGGCACAGUGCGUGGAGGCGGCGGAGGCCGUCGGGGCCGACAGGGAGCAGUUGGCCUCCGUCGUGGGCUCCGCAGUUAAUGUCAGUUCCGCCGGAGAUAUCAUGACGCUAACCGCCGCCGCCGCCACAGCAUUGAGGGGAGCGGCCACGCUGAAGGCGAGGGCACUGAAGGAGGUGUGGAACAUUGCGGCGGUGAUUCCGGUGGAGAAGGGAAUCCCAAUGGGAAGCACAUACGGCAGUGAGUUCGGUCCUGAAGACAGUUUCUUGGGGAUUUGUGGUAUAGAAUUGCUUGCUAAAGGAUGCGAACUGCUCAAGCGCACCCGCAAAGGAGAUUUUCAUUGGAAAAUAGUCUCAGCGUAUGUGAACAGAACCAACCAGGUAACGUUGAAGAUGAAGAGCAAACAUGUUGCCGGGACCAUCACAAAGAAGAAAAAGAAUGUGGUAGUGGACGUGGAGGGAAAUAUUCCGGCGUGGCCAGGCAGAGGGAUGCUCAAGGGAGGGGAUGACGUGAAGUAUUUCGGGAUAAAGACGGUGGAGAGAGGAGUGAUAGAGUUCGAGUGCCGGACCCAAAGGGAAUAUGAUCUUUGGACACAAGGUGUUUCCAGGCUCCUUUCCUUGGCUUCAGACAGAAGGAACACCCUGGUGGCACCCAUCCUUGAUCAUGACCAAUUCAGCAUCAUCCCCAUACAGAUAAGCCUUCAAAAAAGCCACAAUGAUUCCACCGACAAAUCUCCUCAUAGGUUCCCUACGGUCACCGUUCUUGCACAAACAAUACGAGGCCUUCCCCCUAAUCCCCCUCGUCUCGUCAUCAAGCAUGUCCAAAUGGCCAUAGCCCUUAGCCACCAGAUGCCAAGCCGGUCCACGACAUUCUCGGAAAAACUCACGGUGGUUCACCCCGGGCGGCGCGCAGGGCGGAAACAGUGGAUUCCGAGGGAUUUCACCGAGUCCCGACCCGAUUACCAGAACAGGUAGACCGUCUAGGUUAAAUGAGUUGGGCGAAUAGGUUAGGACAGGAGGAGGGGUUUGCUUUCCUCUGUCCAUUCCAUCGACCGGGUCUAUCCCGAUCAAAGCCGAGAACUUUAAGUUGGUCGAGAUGCCGAGCUUCCCGAGGGCGAGGGCGAAGGCCGUUUUGCCGCCUCGGCUGUGGCCGGAUAUUGCGAAUUUGUCGAGAAUUGGGGUUACUUUCGGUGGAAGGAAGUGAGGGAGUCCGAGUGAUAACCAGUCUAUUGUUUCGGCUGUUGAUCUAAUCUCA
This is a messenger RNA of Tarenaya hassleriana, 2027 nucleotides long. RefSeq names its product VAN3-binding protein-like. The record is from RefSeq and is a predicted model, not a curated record. The transcript has 8 exons. The coding region runs from base 59 to 1747 and encodes 562 amino acids. Lineage: Eukaryota; Viridiplantae; Streptophyta; Magnoliopsida; Brassicales; Cleomaceae. Gene Ontology annotation, biological process: leaf vascular tissue pattern formation; phloem or xylem histogenesis; auxin-activated signaling pathway.